GAAACAAGACAGCCGCCCUGAACGCAGAGGAUCUACCUUUCGUGCCUCUUUGCGUGGAGCAAGAUGUCGGGCGCGGUGGCUUGCAGGUGCAGAGCAACCUGGCGCGUGCAUGCAGCAGUGGACUCUGUGGGGAGGAGUGCGACAGUCAUUUCAGGUCCCCAUCUUCCCAUCAGGCGCGCUCCAUGCAGCCAAGUGGGGGCUGCUAUGCACCUUCCUGCAGUUGGACUGACAAAUGCUGCAAAACUCAAUGGCCUCAGAGGCGGGGGACGCUGCAUGCACAGCAAACGAGAGAAGCGUUUGUGCGUGCAUGCAUCUGCUGGUGACAGCGGUUUGCAAGAGAGUGCUCCUGCCGCAGGAAAGAGUGCAACUGGGUCUCCGAAUGGUGGUGUCGAUUGCACCAGUGCACAGGAACCUGUUGCUAAGAGUGGUCAGACAGACACUGCCACAAAUGGCGUCAAUGGAGCCAGUACGGUGGAGAAGGUUGCCCAAAAGAGCGGAGUCGCACACCAGGGCAGGUUGGCGAAAGCGUCAGACUGGUUUCACGAGGCCGCAGAAGAGGAGGCGUUUACGAAGUGGUUACCGGUGGUUCAAGAGAAAGAGCGGGAGCUCCCUCUAGUUGCAGUUGUGGGACUGACUGCGGGGGGGCUCGUUCUGGCGAUCGUUCUCUUUCUGCAAGGCUGGAGCAGGGUACAGCACAGGGUUCCGGGGCUCCCGCGGCUGCCGUUCUCCGUCCACAAGCCGCACCACGGGGCGAAGCCCGAGGAACUAGGCGCGGCGGAGAAAUCCAGGACGGAAGCUGAGCCGCAGGGUACGCAGGGACCUACUGCUUCUUUGUCCUCAGUGCACAGAGAGACGAUGGCUGACACGGCACGUGCUGAACCAGUUGAAAGUGCUCAGUCAGAGAAGAAGGACGAAAGCGGCGGGUUUGGGAAGUCGGUUUUCAAGAGCGUCGCUUCUUUGGUUCCUGGCUUCAAGCAUAAGAAGGCAGAUAAAAGCACUGAGACACCAAAGGAGGGUGCAAAAGGACCAGUUGAAAAUGCUCAGUCAGAAAAGAAGGAUGAAAGCAGUGGUAUCGGGAAGUCAGUUGUCGAGGAGGUCUCGGCUCUGGUUCCUGGUUUGGAUAAGAAGGGGGACGGUAAUGCUGAGGAGGGAAAGAAGGGUGCAGAGAUGGAAGAAGUUGGUGGUGGGAAAGAAAAGAAGGGUUUGGAGAUGGAGGAUGUUGCAAGGCAGCAGGGUAACACGGGUGAGAAGGAUGGUGGGGAAGGCGAAAGCAAGCCUGUCGAUCAUAGUGGAGACGCGCACCUGGAAAGCUCUGCGGUUUCGGAAGCGGAAACGAAGAAAACACUCCAGGACAGUGCACGGCAAAGCCUGAUCGAGAAGCCAGACAUCCUGAUAUCCCCCAUCGGUGCAACAGACACCAUAGAAGCAGAGCGCCCGUCUGAGAAACCCGCAGUUCAGCCAGCGCAUGAGGAGGCAGCUCAACCCACAGUCCAGUCGGUGCAUGAUGAUGCAGCUCAACAGCGCCAAGUGGAAAAGCCUGAGGGGGCUGCAACUAGAUUGAGGGAAAACGAGCCAGCCCCGGUUGUGCUUGAGCCUGCUGUGAAUGUAGUUGUUCUGAGGGGGGGAGACGGACGUAGGGCGCCUCCUUCAUCCCCUGCGCUGAUGGGGGGGGGCUCGCCGACCGCCGUGGAAGAGAAUAAGGGGGCGGUGCCGGCAGGAAUCUUAAGAGCGGCGGCGGAUAUGCUGCGCUCCAAGGAGCUGGUGGAUCUAGAUCGAGGGGAAGAUGCUACUCCAGGCGAAAGCGUGUCUGAGAAGGGGGAGGGAGUUUCCGCGGAAAGGGAAGGGGUCUCUGAGGAGAAAGCUGCUUCAAAGCUGGAAACGGGGGAGACUCGAGAAGGGGGCGAAAAGAACCAGUUGCUUCCUGAGGGGGGGAAUGAUGGUCAGGCCAGCGAAGCGCGGGAUAGCCCCCAAGAGGGAAUAAAGUCAGCGGGGGGGAAGGUGCCACUGCCAACGAACCCCCUGCAAGGGGUGAGCCGGCCGCGAGCGGGGGGGGAAUCGUUCCAAGACUGGUACGCUAAGCAAAAAAGUGGGGCGGGGAAAAGUGACGUCAGCGCCUCUAGUAAGCGGCCUGCCGGCGAUCUGAAGCCGUCCGCUUAUGUCGACAAGGCUCAGCUGCAGGCCCUCCAAGCGCUCCAGAAACUCAGCGUGGUGGAACCCGACGUCCAGCCAACGGCCGUCUGUAGCCGGAGGGAUUUUGCGAGGUGGCUGUUGUCUGGAAGCAGCGUCUUGACAGGAACCCCGGGAGUACACCCGGUCCCGAGCGAGGGCGUCACUGAUACUGCCUUCGAUGACGUCACUUUUGACGAUGAGGACUUUGCUGCCAUCCAAGGCCUUGCGGAAGCUGGCAUCAUCCCCAGCCGGUUGUCUCACGGCUCCGCAGCCUCCAGUGACGGCCAGUUUCACCCCGACGCGCCGUUGACCCGGCAGGACUUGGUCCGCUGGAAGAUGGCCCUCGACCGGCGGCGCCUGCCGACGGAAGCGGAUCCCAAAACGGCGGUACUCGAGUCGUGGGGCUUUUUGGACGCGGAGCUCGUCCACCCCGCUACUCUUCCCGCCAUGAUCGCCGACUUCCAAGCGGGGGACCAGAGCGUGAUUGCUCGUGCCUUCGGCUACACGCUCCGCUUCCAGCCUCACAAGCCCGUCUCCGUAGCGCAAGCCGCGGCGGCGCUCGCGGCCGGCUCCGCAUCCGAAACAGUGUCCGAGCGCGUGUCCGAAAUGGAAUCGUACCGGGCUGCGGACGAGGUGUUUCGGGAGGAAGCGCGCGAGCAGCGGGAGAUCAUCGAGGCGGUCGCCGCGCGUGGGGAGGAGAUUGUAAAGCAACUAGAGGCGGACAAGGGGGCGCUGGCAGAGACGAGGACGACGGUCGACGAAGCAAUCAAGGAGCUGAACGCGCACCGCGACGCAAUCCGCGCGGAAAGUGCGCAGCUCGCCCAGUCGGUGGAGCAGGCGCGUUCCAUCAUCCUGGAGCUGUCUUCCGGCCGUUCCGUUUCGGAAACGGAACGGAACGCGCUGCAAGCGGAGCUCCAGAAGCUCGAGGAUCAGCGGGUCGCGAUUGAGGCAGUGACGUCAGAGGCGGAGCUGCACAUCGGGGCGGAGAUCAGAAAGGCGCGGGCGGCAGUCGAGGGCUUAGAGGGGGUCCGGGAGGUGCUUCAGAGCACGAAUACGAACGGACGGGAAUCUGAGUCUGAGCAGAGACCGGAUUCCGCUCUUACGAACGGAAAGCCCCUGGUUGACUUAUUCGACGAGAGGAUGGAGUUGGCGGAUGAGAGGGCGAGGAACCCGCUGAAGCACGCAGUGAGAGUAGCGAGUGCGCACAUGGACGCGGCGAAAGGACACGUGGCAAGGUUGAGCAGGAGAGUGAGGAGCGACGGCGGCGACGUCAUGGACUCCCUCCGGGAGAAAACCGGGCACGUGGCAGCUGCCGGGUCGGAGUUUGUGCGUGACGUGCCGGAAAAGGUGCGGCAGACUGUCCCGUCGGACGUCCAAGACAAGGUGCGGACGACUGUGGAAAGAGUGUGGGCACGCGUGGAGCGCUUGCUGCUCCUUGCAUGGGAGACGCUUCUUCGCGUUUGGUACUUUGUCCUGGGAUAUCUGCGAGUGGGCACCGAGCGCGUAAAGGGCGUUUUGGCUAGUGUGCAAAAUGGGGGUCGAAGGUAGCGGUCCACGCAUUUAUCGUCGACCUGAUCGUGUACGAUCUUUUAGGCUAAUGCUGGGCCUUCGUUGGCACGUUUCAAAGGAUGUUGAAGGUAGUGAAGCUAUUGUUGAGUGUCUACGGACGACAGGUACUUGAGGAGCUGGUUGGAACUUCAUAGUUGGUGUGCCAGCAGUUUGUGCAACAGCGAUCCUUGGGAAAGUUUCUCUAGCACUCAUACAUUCUAUCCAUUAGACUGCAUACGGGUCCUCACUGGAGUUGUGGCCGUAGAGCCAUACAUUUUGAAACUCGAUUGUUCGGGAUCACAUCAAUGAAC
Klebsormidium nitens is the source of this 4028-nucleotide messenger RNA. NCBI's taxonomy places the organism in Eukaryota, Viridiplantae, Streptophyta, Klebsormidiophyceae, Klebsormidiales, Klebsormidiaceae. The record is from the annotation of a GenBank genome assembly.